Molecule: messenger RNA, 1419 nt
Organism: Saccoglossus kowalevskii
Lineage: Eukaryota; Metazoa; Hemichordata; Enteropneusta; Harrimaniidae
Biological process (GO): transmembrane transport
Molecular function (GO): transmembrane transporter activity
Source: RefSeq, a predicted model, not a curated record
AUGGCAAUGAAGUUAAAAACCAAAAAACGUUUGACCAAUGUUACAACUGGUGUCUUUUUUCUGAUGGGAGGAAUUGAAUACGGCAAUCUAAUGUAUUUUGUGGGGAUAUCCAAAUAUUUUCUGAUAUUAAGUCGUUUGGUAGCAGGUGUUGGUUCUGGUGCUGGUGCUGCCAUCUUUGCACAGAUCACUCACACAACGACUGAUAAAGAAAGGACAGCAGCAAUAUCUGUUGCCAUGGCAGCUAGACAAGUUGGAUUAUUGAUAGGACCAGGCUUAAAUUUAUUUCUGGAGCAUUUGAAUUUUUGGAUUGGUCCUUGGCAUGUAAAUGCCUUGUCUGCACCUGGGAUUUUUAUGACUGUUUUAUGGAUCUUGAUGGAAUUGCUGGUCUUCUUUGCUUACUAUGAUUUACCAAAUAUUGAGGAACAAGAGAAGAUUCUUGCAACAGAGGCUGCCAGGGUACUGGCUAACGUCAUAAAUUAUGAUGAAACCGAUCAACUGAUACCAAAUGGUGAGGCACUAUCAGAUACACUUGAUUUUGCUGGUGAUCACAAAUCAUCUCGUACGACUUGGUAUGAUGAGGAAUUUGAUCCCCAACAGGAUAAUGGAAGAUCUUCCGGUCAAAGGUCAAACAUGCCAACCCAGUACUUGAGUAUAGAGAGAACUUCAGAAGAUGAUGAAUUCAAAGAAGCUAAAAAAUACUCUCUGGAACAUGGAUCAGAGUUGUAUCCUGGAAAGUGGACUUGGAUGAAAGAGUAUGUCAGAGAAGAAGUUGUUGUAAUUUUAACAGGGCAAUUUUUCUUUCUUUACAACCAGACUGCACUAGAAACCAAUUUAACACCGUUGGCACAGAAUAUUCUUGGCUUUGGUGAAAUGGAAAACAGUUUGUUUUACUGUUUUGCAGGGUUAGAAGUACUUUUAACAUUCAUCCUGGUCAAAAUACUAAGCAAAAAAAUUGAAGAUCGUUCAAUGUUAGCGCUGGGGUUUGCUAUUGAAAUUGUUUCAAUCUCUGUGGCUGUGUGGUAUUUCCCUGCUGCUGAGGAAAGCAAGAAUGAGUCUUACAAAUUGGCCAUGUUUAUCUGCAUUGUUCUAGUGCAAGUAUUUGGCUUGCCCUUUAUAUCUGCUUGUGUCGUUUCUAUGUUUUCAAAACACACAACAGAACGUACUCAGGGACUUAGUCAGGGUAUCCGCCGUGGUGUGGCUAAUAUUGGAACAAUACUGGGACCAAUCUGGGCAGGUGGUACAUUGAAUAUUCUGUAUGUUAACAUGGGUGUGAUGGUUGGACUUCUUUUUCUUAUUAUAAUGAUGAUGAUAUUGUCUUGGAAACAUCUCAAGACUCCAGAGAAGUUCUGGUGGCUGAAGAAAGAUCAAAGUAAAUCUAUCAAUUCUGAUGCACCAUACUACAAUGACAGGAUCCUAUAG